This is a messenger RNA of Nannospalax galili (Upper Galilee mountains blind mole rat), 4717 nucleotides long. RefSeq names its product leukocyte receptor cluster member 8 (gene Leng8). Bases 638 to 3148 code for a protein of 836 amino acids. The transcript has 16 exons. NCBI's taxonomy places the organism in Eukaryota, Metazoa, Chordata, Mammalia, Rodentia, Spalacidae. Gene Ontology annotation, cellular component: nucleus. The record is from RefSeq and is a predicted model, not a curated record.
UCCACCAUCACAGCGCUCUCCCGAGCCAGGCGCGUUUCCGGCCUCCUUAGGUUAGCACUGGCCGUUCCCGACGCCCGGUGCGCCCUUCCAAGUUUAUUCACUUAACAAGCUCUCCUUGGGGGUGGAGGCUUAGUCUUAUCUCUUUGUUUUGGGGGCUCUUCCCUCCACCGUCUGCCAAGUCACAGCCUCACAACUCCAUUUUUCUAAUGUACACUCUGGGGAUAAUGGCUACCAUGCACCGAAUAAAAACUAGGUAGCGGCACAGGCCCGCGAACUGGGCGAGUCGCCUAAGCUUGUCCCCAGGGGGCCACCGUCUCCACCCGACUUCCGGCUUGAUGAGCGCGUCCCCGCUUUCCCGGGGGCGUGGACGGGAGUGGGAGGGAGAGGGUGCACCUAACCAAGGGGUGGCAUCCAUUGGCUGGCCGCAAAAGGGGAGGGGGCAGGCUUCCGCAUGACGUCAUCACGCCUGGGUCAGGACGUUUCCAGUCCCCAACCAGAGCCAGCCGGUGGCCGAGCGCCGUCGCGGUCGUCCUGCAUCCGCCUUGGGUCGCCGGUGACGAGUCCCAGGAGCGAGAGGUCCUGACAGUGAAAAAGCAGUCUGGCUCCCGAGGUUCACUCCUUACACCCCGAGGUCCAGAUGGCGGCCAAUGUGGGUGAUCAGCGCAGCACAGAUUGGUCCUCCCAGUACAGCAUGGUGGCAGGAGGCAGCAGAGAGAAUGGCAUGGAGACCCCCAUGCAUGAGAACCCAGAGUGGGAGAAGGCCCGCCAGGCACUGGCCAGCAUCAGCAAAGCAGGGGCAGCUGGCAGCUCCAAAGCCAGCAGCAGUGGGCCUGUGGCCAGUGCACAAUAUGCAUCUCAGGCAGAAGCUCUGCAGCAGCAGCAGUACUACCAGUGGUACCAGCAAUACAGCUAUGCCUAUCCCUACAGCUACUACUACCCCAUGAGCAUGUACCAGAGCUACGGCUCCCCCUCCCAAUACGGGAUGGCCAGCUCCUAUGGCUCAGCUACAGCCCAGCAGCCAUCGGCUCCCCAGCACCAAGCAACUCUGAACCAGCCCCCAGUCCCUGGCAUGGAUGACAGCAUGGCCUACCAAGCUUCCCCUCAGCAGCUGCCGGCCAGCCAGCCCCCUCAGCCCUCCAACCCCCCUCAUGGGGCACACGGUCUGAGCAAUGGUCCUCAGCCUGGAACAGCCCCAGCCACACAGCACAAUCAGGCGGGGACACCUGCUGGACAGGCCUAUGGACCGCACAGCUACAGUGAGCCUGCCAAGCCCAAGAAGAGCCAGCAACUGUGGACCCGCAUGAAGCCAGCCCCUGGGACUGGAGGCCUCAAGUUCAACAUCCAGAAGCGGCCCUUUGCUGUCACCAACCAGACCUUCAGCUCCAGUGCAGAGGGUCAGCACAGCAGCUUCGGCCCCCAGCCCACCCCUGAGAAAGCCCAGAACCACAGCGGGCCUUCUGCCCGGGGAAACCUGUCUGGGAAGCCAGACGACUGGCCUCAGGAUAUGAAGGAGUAUGUGGAGCGGUGCUUCACAGCCUGCGAGUCAGAAGAGGACAAGGAUCGGACUGAGAAGCUGCUCAAGGAGGUGCUACAGGCCCGGCUCCAGGACGGUUCUGCCUACACCAUUGACUGGAGCCGAGAGCCUCUGCCUGGACAAUCUUGGGCUUGGUCCCUUUCCUGCACCAUGGUAGCUGAGUUGCCGGGGCUGACCAGGGAGCCUGUGGCUGAGAGCCCCAAGAAGAAGCGGUGGGAGGCCCCUAGCAGCCUUCACCCUCCCAGGGGGGCAGGCUCGGUGACCAGGGGCGGGGGUGCCCAAUCCCAGCGAGGGACACCCGGGGCUGGGGGUGCUGGCCGAGCCCGGGGUAGCAGCUUCGCCAAGUUCGGCAACCGCAACGUCUUCAUGAAGGACAACAGCUCUUCCUCCAGCACGGACUCCCGCUCCCGCUCCUCAUCCAGAUCCCCUACCCGCCACUUUCGGAGAAGUGACUCGCACUCAGACUCCGACAGCUCCUACUCAGGGAAUGAGUGUCACCCUGUAGGCCGCAGGAACCCACCCCCCAAGGGCCGGGGUGGUCGAGGGGCCCACAUGGAUCGGGGCCGAGGCAGGGCACAGCGCGGAAAGAGACACGACCUGGCUCCCAGCAAACGCAGCCGCAAGAAGAUGGCUGCACUCGAGUGUGAGGACCCAGAGCGUGAGCUGAAGAAGCAGAAGAGGGCAGCCCGCUUCCAGCACGGGCACUCACGCCGCCUGCGCCUCGAGCCUUUGGUGCUGCAGAUGAGCAACCUGGACAACAGCGGAGCCGACCCUGAUUGGCAGGAGCUGCAGAUUGUGGGCACCUGUCCUGACAUCACCAAGCACUACCUGCGUCUCACCUGUGCCCCUGACCCAUCAACUGUGCGCCCUGUGGCUGUUUUGAAGAAGUCGCUGUGCAUGGUCAAGUCUCACUGGAAGGAGAAGCAGGACUACGCCUUCGCCUGUGAACAGAUGAAGUCCAUUCGGCAGGACCUGACGGUACAAGGUGUCCGCACCGAGUUUACCGUGGAGGUGUAUGAGACCCAUGCCCGCAUUGCCUUGGAGAAGGGUGACCAUGAAGAGUUCAACCAGUGCCAGACACAGCUCAAGUCACUGUACGCGGAGAACUUGCCGGGCAAUGUGGGCGAGUUUACUGCGUACCGAAUCCUCUACUACAUCUUCACCAAGAACUCUGGAGACAUCACCACGGAGCUGGCAUACCUCACAAAGGAGCUGAAGGCGGACCCCUGCGUGUCGCACGCACUGGCCCUGAGAGCAGCCUGGGCCCUGGGCAACUACCACCGCUUCUUCCAGCUCUACUGCCAUGCGCCUUGCAUGUCUGCCUACCUCGUGGACAAGUUUGCAGACCGAGAGCGCAAAGCUGCCCUCAAGGCCAUGAUCAAAACGUAUGUGCCCUGCACUCUGCUGCCUUCUGUGCUGUGGCUCUGCCACACCCCUUUUCUCAUGGUCCGGGCAGCCCUCGGCUCCUGUGGUGGAGUCCCCUCCCUGGUACCCAUGGCUUUCUCCUCAGCCACCGCUGGCUCCGGAUCGCUCUUCGUGUUCCUCCUCCCACCAUUCUUACCUGCCUGCUCCUGGUGUCACGUCCCCCCCUCCCUGUGCUCUUCCUCCUGUUGACAUCAGCCUGGACUGGUUCAUCUUCAGCCCUCUGGGCUCUUGCCCUCCGAGGCCUCUGCCUGCCUCCUGCAGCUCUUUACUGCUCCAAUUCCAGACUUAUAGAGAGGGUGGCCCGCUGGCUUAUGCAGCUUCUGGUCUCAAGAUGAGGCCUGGAGUACCACAGUGUUUAGGAGAGUGGUGGGGACCAGCCACAUGGAGGGUGGUGUCAGAAGGCCCUCUGACUACAAGAGGUUGGGUGAGGCUCACCACGGGUGAGGAAGAGACUCUCCUGUGCCCUGACCUUCGGCUUUGUUGGGGUUGAGAUGCCCCCAGGAGACAUUUUUGGUUGUCACAUGGGGAUGGAUGCUCUUGCCAUCCAGUGAGCGAAAGCCGGGAUGCUCCUCAACAUCAGCUCCACAGCAGGGGCCUGGCCAGCUUGAGUCCCGGGGUCAUGAGGGCCUGGUACACCAGGCAGCCAUUUUCUCAUGAAGAUAGUGCCCUAGGAUGGUAGGACCUGCAUCCUGCAGGUCAGGAAACUUGUUCUGGGGUUCUGCUUUAGUUAGGAUGACUUGGGGAGGGGCCACGGGCAGAAGAGGACAUGGGACAUGGUACCAGACUGGACCAGCUGGGGCGAUGAGUCGCCGCUCUCCAGCUUUGUGUCCGUGGGCGUGUGGUUGGGAAUGUGAACCUUGAGCUGGUCAUCGUCUGCCCAUGGUCCUCCCUGAGGGCUGUGCAGCCACAGGGGCCCUUGUGAGUGGGGCCUGGCCUGCUGCUGACCUCGAUGGUUCUACCCGCACCUUCCGUGUGAACUUGCGCAGCCAUGCUUGGCAGGUGGCAGACCCCGUGCCCUGCCAGGGUCUGGGGACUGGCUUGGGGGACAAGCAGCAGUCAUGUUCGGAGCAGGGUGGGGAGAAGCCUGGGUUAGAGUUUGGUGAGGAUUCCUGAGUGAUGGGUGUGAUGGCCUACAGGCCAGGGUUAGCAGGAGGUGUGGGGCAGCAGGUUCCUGACUAUAUGUAACAUGCACGGUGAGCAGGGCAUCCCAGUAGCAGGCAGGCAGUGACUGCUGAGUGUGACAGGGCUUGUGCUACCCUGCCUGGGUCUGCAGGAGCUCCUGGGGGUACUGUUGGCCCCACCCUCUUGCCCACGUACACUUCCUCUGUCUGGCUGCAGCCCCUCAGCCAGUGCAGGAGCCAAGCUGGGCCCUUCCCCUCCUGCCCCCUCCUUCCUGGACAGGUAAGUGUGGGCAAAGGGGGGCACAUCUGGGCACUGGGGCUGCCAACCCCAUCCCAGGGCCCCUCAAGCCCAUGACGUGGGCGGGUGGGAGGGGCUACACAAGCCAUCAGGUCCUGCUGAGGAAACCAGGGUGCCCGAAUGGGGGGCCCUGCUCCCCACUCGUGGGCCCUCCCCUACCCCCUGGCCUCAGCACUCUCUCCUCUUGUCUCCCUAGCUUCCGCCCUGCGCUGCCAGUCUCCUACCUGCAGGCCGAGCUGGCCUUCGAGGGCGAGGCCGCCUGCCGGGCCUUCCUAGAGCCCCUGGGCCUGGCCUACACGGGCCCCGACAACGCCAGCGUGGACUGCCGCCUCAGCCUGG